CGCUUCCAGCAUUCAGGGGCUUCGUGUUUUGACGUAGAGAUCAGGUGACUAUAACUUCUGUGACGGGACAGUUAAAAGGGAAGUUUCAGGAGUUCGGAUCACUUUUUCCUCCGGAUCCCGAACGUGGAAGGGAAGUUUUACCAUCGCAAAGAAGCGACGCUGGGCCGCCGUCUGUAACCCUGCAGCUCACACUCCCGAAGAAUGGGUGACUGGAGUGCUCUGGGUCGUCUUCUGGACAAGGUUCAGGCCUACUCCACAGCUGGGGGAAAGGUGUGGCUGUCGGUUCUCUUCAUCUUCAGGAUCCUGGUGUUGGGUACUGCAGUGGAAUCAGCCUGGGGAGAUGAACAGUCUGCCUUUAAAUGUAACACACAGCAACCUGGUUGUGAAAAUGUCUGCUAUGACAAAUCUUUCCCUAUCUCUCAUGUUCGCUUCUGGGUCCUCCAGAUCAUUUUUGUCUCAACACCUACGCUCUUGUACCUGGCUCAUGUUUUCUAUCUGCACAGGAAAGAGCAGAAACUCAACAGGAAGGAGGAGGAGCUUAAAGCUGUACAAAAUGAUGGAGGUGAUGUUGACAUCCCACUGAAAAAAAUUGAGAUAAAAAAGAUGAAGUAUGGCAUAGAAGAACAUGGCAAAGUGAAGAUGAAGGGUGCCUUACUUAGAACCUACAUAGUCAGCAUUUUUUUUAAAUCUUUGUUUGAGGUGGGCUUCUUGGUGAUCCAGUGGUAUAUGUAUGGCUUCACGUUGUCUGCAAUCUACACAUGUGAGAGGUUUCCAUGCCCACACAGGGUGGACUGUUUUCUUUCCCGUCCAACAGAGAAGACCGUUUUCAUCAUCUUUAUGCUGGUUGUCUCUCUGGUUUCUCUGUUACUUAAUAUCAUUGAGCUCUUCUAUGUUUUUUUUAAGAGAAUUAAAGAUCGCGUAAAGGGAAAACAACAACCCACACUCUAUGCCAGUGGAGGCACUUUGAGCCCUACCCCUAAAGAACUGUCCACUACAAAGUAUGCUUACUAUAAUGGCUGUUCUUCCCCAACUGCUCCCCUCUCACCUUUGUCCCCACCAGGUUACAAGCUGGCCACUGGGGAGCGGGGAACUGGUUCAUGCCGAAAUUACAACAAACAGGCCAAUGAACAGAACUGGGCCAAUUACUCUACAGAGCAGAACCGGCUAGGGCGAAAUGGUGCAGGAAGCACUAUUUCAAACUCCCAUGUGCAAGCCUUUGACUUUCCUGAUGAUGCACACGAGCAAAAGAAACUUCCCUCAACAGCAGGACAUGAUCUCCAACCUCUGGCUUUAAUUGAUGCCAGACCUUGUAGCCGUGCCAGCAGCAGGAUGAGCAGAGCAAGGCCAGAUGACCUGGACGUGUAAACCAAGGUUUUGCCUACUUCAGUGUCUGUCCAGCUGACAAGGUUAUUAUCUGCAGGCAAAGGAUCAGGCAAGGAUUGAAUGCAUAUUGAUAUAAAAGCUGGGAUUAACCUCAGUCAUAGUCCUUAGUAUAGACAUUCCUUCAGAGGAAUAAUAAACCUAAAUGAAAUUAAAAUAUUUUUAACACUUCUGAAAAGUACAAGUUGCAUAUAUUUUUCUCUGAAUAUUGCUGUAACUUUUCAUAAAAUGAAAAAGUUGUAGAAAAGUUUCAAGAUCAUGUGACCAUGCUCACACUAGACAAAUUAAUUUUCAAGUCACAGACAAAUUUUAAAAACUACUGGCAAAAGCCCCAGAGUGGAGGCAAAAUGGCUUUUGUCACCAAUGGCAAUGUGUGAAUGUUUAAUACUUGUGAUUUAUUAGACUCACUGACAUGUCCCAGGCUCUAACCAAAUAUCUAGUGUGUUAGAUAUUUCUCAGUAGUUAAUGAAGAAGUGCUGGGGGUCACCAAGCUGCUACUGCUUGUGAGGGAAAAUGGAUGCUAGAAUCAUGUGAGAAUAAAAGGAGAAAACGCAGCCCCAACAAACAUGGAGAAUAGGAGCAAUGUGUAAUCUGUUUGGGGGGAAGGAAUAUUGAUACUUCUCAUACCGAUAUGUUUCCAAAUAAUACAGGAUUGUAGAAAACAAUGUACAUUUAACACAUUGAAUAUAGUAUAUGCACUAACAGGUCAGGUAGUGUACAGAAGGGAACAAUUGGAUAACUGAACAUAGUAUUAUGUGAUUUUAUUUUAAACAUUCACUGAUUUAGCUUAAAUACAAAGAAGUGGACCGGUGACACUUUGUGAUUCUCUGUGUUUGGUUGGUCAUGUUCUAUUUCAGGUAAGAACACUCCCGUGCUUUGAUGCAUUGCAUUUGCACUUUGGGCUAUAGCUAGUAAAUGGAACAUCAUAAUGAAGGCAUUAGUGGAUAGCUGGUAAAUUUGAUAAGAUAGUGGUUUGGAUAGCUGACAGAAAGGUAAAGUUGUUUUUUACAUCAUUACAUUUUAUUAAUAGCCAUGGUUAUCCUCCAUUGCCUAACUGUGAUCUUGUCCACAUAAAGAACUGAACAUUUGUUCCAGUCCUGCUCACAAGGAAACAUGAGUGUUUGGCUUGUGUUAGGAGUAUGUUUUUUCAGCAGUAGUGCUGCGUUGUUCAGUGGGAAAGAAGAAUCUGUAGAGAAAGCAAAACACCUUCCACUUAGAAAAAACAAACCCAACUGCCCUGUGUCAUCUUCUCAACUACAAAUGCAUUUUUAUUGAGAGUAAAAACCCCUCUUCUCUUUCUUUAAAUUCCAACAUUCUCCUUUAGCUGGAAUGGUGACUCCUGAUAAACUUUGAAUAUUGUGAUUUUUCAUGUUUUCAUUUUGUAGUUUCUUUUUUUUUCUGGCUGAAAGUGUCAGGAAUUGCAAACAGACAUCACUUGUUUGUGGGUUCCUAAAAUAAAGAUUUUAUCAGAUUUUAUUACCGUCAGUUAUUUAAGGACCAGCAUUCUUUUUUUCCAUUUCUAAGUAGUAUUUCAAAUGUGUUUAAUAAAUGUUUUUUCCUUGUUUAAAUAAUUGCUGCUUGAAGAAAGAUGUGUAGUACUGUACAUCAAGCCAACUGUGUCACAAUAAAAAUGUGAAUUUUAUUGAAGACUGGUCAUAGAUCUGGACUAAUAUUUAGUCUUCUCUUACCUUAAAUCCAAUUCCUUUUAGUUCCACAAGUGUCAAUUUAGUGCAAGUUUUUGUCAAUUUAUAAUUUUGUCGGUACUGACAAGGAUCUUUUCAGCUACAAAGGCAUUUGCACUGAGAUCUUGCUGUUAAAAGGUGUAACUUAAUGCAAAGUGUAUGUGGUGAAUUUUCUGAUAAAUGUUACUAAUUUAUUUUUUAACACAAAUCUCAACUCUUCAAUAUAAGAUAAGACAACUGAACAUUUGUAAUGAAUUGAUUUUUAAGAUAGGUCUUCCAUUUUGGAUAGAAGCAAGCAUUUGCUGCAGUUUAGAAAUGUUUACCCAGGGGAUCUGCUAUUGUGCAAAGUAAAAUUGAUCGUAAGAAAUGCAACUUCAUCCGGGAGGAGGGAAUGCUGCAAGUCACUGACUAGAUGCAAUCUGCUGGGUUUCCUUAGAUAGAAAAACUUUUUAUCCAAUUUGAAUAAAAAGCUAACUCCGACUGCACUGUUCAAUGGUUAGGAUUAAUUGGAAUGUAUGAACCUGACUGUUGUGAAGUGCCUUGAGACAACAUGUGUUGUGAAUUGGCGCUAUAUAAAUAAACUGAAUUGAAUUGAAUUGAACUUACUAAUUCACCUGUGAAAUGCUAUCUUAACCAAUAAACGUUUUCAGUCCUCA
This is a messenger RNA of Girardinichthys multiradiatus, 3718 nucleotides long. RefSeq names its product gap junction protein alpha 1b (gene gja1b). Lineage: Eukaryota; Metazoa; Chordata; Actinopteri; Cyprinodontiformes; Goodeidae. The transcript is spliced from 2 exons. The coding region runs from base 202 to 1365 and encodes 387 amino acids. Gene Ontology annotation, biological process: cell-cell signaling; heart development. The record is from RefSeq and is a predicted model, not a curated record. Gene Ontology annotation, molecular function: transmembrane transporter activity. Gene Ontology annotation, cellular component: connexin complex.